Molecule: messenger RNA, 1416 nt
Organism: Adineta ricciae
Lineage: Eukaryota; Metazoa; Rotifera; Eurotatoria; Adinetida; Adinetidae
Source: the annotation of a GenBank genome assembly
AUGAAUAUAACAUCGGACAUCAAUUCAUCCUUAUCAUUUAUUCAUCAUCUAAACUCGACUCGAUAUACAAGUGAAUUCAUCAAUCCAACUACAACACCGAAUAGACUGUUUCGUUUAUUCAACACAUCGAAACUAUAUCCACUACAACGGAUAACAACUACGCCAUCGUCAUCUCUACUGAACAAAUACUUUCUGUUUAAAUCAGCAUUCAAUCGGAACAUGCGCAUUGCUGAAUUGUCUCUGUUGAGUCUAACACUGCCCUUGUAUGCAAUUGUGUUUACACUUUUUAUUGAAUUGACAGUACAGCGCGUUAGUAAGAAUACAGCUGAAUCAGGUGGUAAUUCACGUAGUCGAACACAACGUCGUCGACAACGUAUGCGCAGUCUUAUAUGGACAUCAAACUAUUUACUCGUUGAUUUUCUUGGUCUAAUCUACGAGUUAAUCUAUGUCAUUAUUCAUUUAACAGGUGAAUUAACACUCAAUUCGUUAGCUGGUCGUUUCUAUUGUCAAUUACAAGUCUAUCUCCCUUUAUAUUUAACUGUUCUUAUGGCUUAUAGCUUAACAGCAAUCUCGAUCUACCGCCGCCGACACUUUGCUAAUUUGAGUAGUCAAUCAACUCGUUCAACAGCCCGAAGUCUUUUCUUCGUGCUGGCACUUUGGAUUAUGCCAGUGAUCACUUCGAUCAUUCCAGCUUAUUUGUUGACACAAUUGAAUAUUCUACGAAUCACUCAACAUGAAAUCACCAAUGAAUGCCAAAUAUCGUACACAUAUGGAUCGACGGUUGUGGCGAUCUAUAUGUGUUAUCGACUUGGUAAUAUUUUCCUUCUUCCACUGUCGAUUUCAUUUGCUUGUUACUUAACUAUCUGCGUGGACUUGAUACGCAUGCAACGACGUUUUACUGGAGCAUUCGAGCGUCAUGUACAUAUUCGUAAAAACCUUAUUCUUCAAAUUCUCUUCCUCUUCCUUAACUUUGCCGUAUUCUGGUUACCAGCAGAGAUCAUCACACUCUAUACGAAAAGUCGUUUGCUGCGAGAUACCGUUCAAGUAACCAAAUCCCUGAAUAUUCUCCUUGAUCCGCUGAUCAUUACUGGUUUCGACACACGUUUCUCAUCAGCUGCACAACAUUUUCUCUCGAAAUGGCGUCUCGAUGAAUUUAUGUGCUUCUUCGGUGCGAAUCGACAAAAUCUAUCUAUGACGACAUCGAGUCAAUUGAUGACCAUACGUUCAGGUGCAACACUACAACGUUUGAAACUUCCACCAAACAAACGUGACACUCAACAAUUACAAGCGGUGACUUGGAAUCUUGCGGACGACGACGAUAUAACUGUUCUCGAGUCGAAUUCAAAUCACGUAUCGCAUGUUCAUGAUAAACAAUUGCGAGUUGCAAAACCAGUGGAUACUCGGGAUCGCCAAUAA